ACUGAUCUUCCUGGGAGCAAAUGUACGUGUCCUAAAACAGGAAAGGUUUUAAAAGAAGAGAGUAUUUUGGAUAGGUGAAUAAAUAAAGGAAACUUACCAAACGUAGGAAUAUAUUUCAUUUUAUACGAAGAUCUAAGGGAUAAAAUCAGUUGGCGUGUACAAUAUCUGAAGGCUAAAAUUGGCUGUAACUUGAUCAACGUCUUCAUCCGCGAAGUUUUUGCUACUUUUGGUGUAAAGUGUUAGACAUUAGCAAAUAAAGCAGGAAACAUUUUCGUUACGAUGUGCUGCCGAAUCGAGUUCUCAACAUGUGUUUAGACCUGAGUUAGUAUGUCGAAGCAAAUGAGGAAUCUUGGCAGACAGGAGAUGACACCUUGUGGGCCAGUUAGGUGUACAGUGACACUUGCAUAUUAUAAGGACCUCCUUGGGCAAUAAGUGAUUCCAGCACUGCAAAAAAGCAAUGAUGUCCACACCACUAUUUUCGUGCAAGAUGGGGAGACACCGUAUAUCGCUUGGCAGAUUUGGUGUUAGGUGACCUCACUAUUUUUUUUUUCCUAAAUUACAUUGAUGUCCACAAUUAAAAUUCAAUGGAAGUUCUGAAAAUCCAUGAACAUCCUAAUCUGGUAGAAGAGUGUUGCAGUCUGAUAAAUAUGGAAUGGCCAAGGAGUAAGACAGCAAGGUUACGCAGUCUUCAGCAGUCUUCUGACAGCCUGCCAAUGUCUUUAGUAUUGGUAAAAGAUCAACAUGUAAUUGGCCAUAGCAAACUGACACUUUUACCAGCAGAGCCAAAUGCAUGCUUUGUGGAAUCUGUUGUUAUUCAUCCAUCAUAUCGCAAACAAGGUCUCGGCAAGGCACUCAUGAAUGCAUCAGAGAAUGAAGCUCAAAAGCUCGGUCUUCAUACAGUCUAUUUAUCAACUAUCGACCAACAAGGUUUCUACCUGAAACUUGGAUACACAGAAUGUGCUCCAGUUUCAGUUUAUGGCUGUCCUAUAGCAAAGUGGAAUUCAUCACAUAGUAUGGUCCACAACAACAUGCUCAGUGACCUAGAACUGCAAAACGAAGUUUCACUAUUAGACAGCAGAACUCUAACAAAAGAUACUGUGCCACUACAGCAUGCAGCUACUUCACUACUGCCCCCUCCUCCUCCUCCACCACCACCACCACCACCACCACCACAGUCAUUACCUUUGGCACCAACACAGAAACAAAGAAAGACUUUUAUGAAAAAAGUACUUUAAUAUGUGUUACAAUAAGAAACUUAAAAGUUUAUUGUGAGGUCCAGGUAUACAUGACAACAUACAAUAAUUUACUAUUUUUACAAAUCUUGUAUUUUCAUAAUGUUUAAGUACUGCUGAUGCAGCUCUCCAUGCUAUUCUGUCCUGUGCGAGCCUCUUCAUCUCCGAAUAACUGUUGCAACUAACAUCCUUCUGAAUCUGCUUACUGUAUACAUCUUUUGGUGUCCUUCUACUAUACAAACCAACCCCCCCCCCCCCAACACACACACACACACACACACACACACACACACACACACACACACACACACACUCUUCCCUCAAAUACUAAACUGGUUAUCCCUUUUGUCUCAGUUGUGCCACAAAUUUCUUGUCUCCCCAAUUCUAUUCAGUAACUCAUCAUUACUUAUGUGAUCUACCCAUAUAAUCUUCAAGAUUCUUGUGCAGCACCACAUCUUAAAAGCUUCUAUUCUCUUUUUAUCUAAACUGUUUUAUCGUCCAAUUUCACUUUCAUACAUGGCUAUACUCCAUACAAAUACCUUCAGAAAAGACUUCCAAACACUUAAAUGUAUAUUCGAUAUUAACAAAUUUGUCUUUUUCAGAAAUGCUUUUCUUGCUAUUGCCUGUCUACAUUUUAUAUUCUCUUUAUUUCAGCCAUCAUCAGUUAUUUGUUUCCCAGAAAGCAAAACUCAUCUACUACUUUUAGCAUCUCGUUUCCUAAUCUAAUUCCCUCAGCAUCACCUGACUUAAUUCGACUACAUUCCAUUAUCCUUGUUUUGCUUUUGUUGAUGUUAAUCUUAUAUCCUCCUUUCAAGACACUGCCCAUUCUGUUCAACUGCUCUUCCAAGUCCUUUUGCUGUCUCUGAGAGAAUUAAAGUGCCAUUAGCAACCCUCCAAGUUUUAUUUCUUUUCCCUGAACUUUAAUUCCUACUCCAGAUUUUUCUUUCAUUCCUUUUACUGCUUCUUCAAAGUACAGAUUGAAUAACAUCAGGACUUAUGACCUCAGCAGUUGAGUCCCAUAGUGCUCAGAGCCAUUUUUGAAUAACAUCAGGAAUAAGCUACAAUCUUGUCUCACUCUCUUCUCAACCACUGCUUCCCUUUCAUGUCCUUCGGCUCUUAUUACUGCCAUCUGGUUUCUGUAAAAUUUGUAAAAAUAGCCUUCCACUUCCUGUAUUUUACUACUCCUACCUUUAGACUUGCAAAGAGAGUAUUCCAGUCAACAUUGUCAAAAGCUUUCUGUAAGUCUACAAAUGCUAUCAACAUAGUUUUGCCUUUCCUUAACCUAUUUUCUAAGAUAAGUCGUAGGGUCAGUAUUGCCUUGCGUGUUCCUACAUUUUUUCAGAAUCCAAACUGAUCUUCCCCGAGGUAGGUUUCAACUGUCGAUACUGAAAUAUGAACUUUGUAGAGUUGUUUAGUUCCAUGACCUGGCAUCAUUAAGGCCAUUCUGUGACGUAGGUUAUUGGAAGGAACAAAGUGUCAGAAACCAUGGAACAUUUAUGAACUACCACCUCAUGAAUUAGAAUCAUGUUUUAACCAAUGUGCUCUGUCUUCUGGUGCAUUCAGAAUGUGAUAUGAAGUACACAUAUUGAACACA
Messenger RNA from Schistocerca nitens (vagrant locust), 2826 nucleotides. It is a transcript of the gene Naa80, whose product is annotated as N-alpha-acetyltransferase 80. The record is from RefSeq and is a predicted model, not a curated record. Gene Ontology annotation, biological process: protein acetylation. NCBI's taxonomy places the organism in Eukaryota, Metazoa, Arthropoda, Insecta, Orthoptera, Acrididae. The coding region runs from base 585 to 1235 and encodes 216 amino acids. Gene Ontology annotation, molecular function: acetyl-CoA binding; N-acetyltransferase activity. The transcript has 6 exons. Gene Ontology annotation, cellular component: cytoplasm.